This is a messenger RNA of Culex pipiens pallens (northern house mosquito), 1473 nucleotides long. RefSeq names its product protein twisted gastrulation (gene cv). The record is from RefSeq and is a predicted model, not a curated record. Bases 263 to 1024 code for a protein of 253 amino acids. Lineage: Eukaryota; Metazoa; Arthropoda; Insecta; Diptera; Culicidae. The transcript has 4 exons. Gene Ontology annotation, biological process: regulation of BMP signaling pathway.
UCGAUCUCAAACGAUCGCGGACCACCGAGAAAGUCAGUUGUGCCGAGAGAAGGACGCCCCAGGUUCGAUCCCCGCGCGGUUUGUGUCGCGUCGCGAGUUCAAAUCAGGUUUUUUCUUCUUUACUCUAUCUGUGUGUAGAGGUGUUCUGCAGUGUUGUUCAGCUUUGUGUGUUAAGGAGAGGGUUUUCCAGAAGAAAAGAAGAGACUGAAACUUUGAGGUACGUGUAGUUUGCUGCUGGUCGUCCACUGAAAUCUAGACCACCAUGGCAAGCCGGAAGAUCCUGCUGGUGACCCUGGCCACCGGGUUCGUGGGUCUGCUCUUCCUAGCCCAGUACGCGUACGCCUGCAACGAGAUGGUCUGCGCCAGCAUCGUGUCCAAGUGUAUGCUAACCCAGAGCUGUAAGUGUGACAUGAAGAACUGUUCGUGCUGUAAGGAGUGUUCCGAGUGCCUCAGCUACCUGUACACCGAGUGCUGCAGCUGUCUGGAGAUGUGUCCCAAGCCGAACGAGACGACCAACGAGUUGAGCAAGCAGUCCCACGUGGAGGAGCUGGAGGGUUUCCCGAACCUGUUCAACGUGCUGACGGCGGAGGAGGACCCGGAGGAGCGGUGGAAGAUCUACACGUUUCCGAUCGAUUUCGACGCGGCGCUGUACGGGUCCAACGGGGAGAGCGGAACGAAGUAUAUUAUGCACUCCAGCGAUAACGAUCUAAAGCCGCGCUACGACGACUCGUCCAAGAUCACGGUCAACUGCACCGUCGCGUACAUGUCCCAGUGCAUGUCGUGGAACAAGUGCAAGGAGAGCUGCCAGACGAUGGGUGCCUCCAGCUAUCGAUGGUUCCACGACGGCUGCUGCGAGUGCGUCGGCCAGACGUGCAUCAACUACGGCAUCAAGGAGUCCCGCUGCCGGGAGUGCCCGGAGAACAAGGACCUCGAUCUGGACGACUUCCCGAACGAGGACGAGCUGGACUAUGGGGACGGGGUCGGUCCGCUGGACAACGGUGGGGUGGAGUCGACCAAUAUCUGAAUUUCGGUGCGGUUGGCAGCGUUGGUGGUCGCGGCCGUGGCUUGGGGAUGGAACUGAAGUGAGGAGACAGUCUGGACGUAAACACAUACAGAGUCAUGAUGUGCCUUAUUAGAGAGAGUGAUGUUCGAGGGACUUACUUAGCGAACGGGGAACAAAAGUGUGCAGUGCAGUAUUUGACGGUUUUUAAUUAUGUGUAUUAACGAUUGGGAAACAGAAAGUAUUUAAAAAUGUGUACUUGAACAAAAUGAAUAGCAGUUAGGGGUUGGAGUUUUAAGUUUUAUUGAACGGACAGUGCAGUAGCAGUGAUUGAUGCGGUGAUUGGGCCGCGAAAUAUUUUCUAUUCUUAACUUUUAAGUAUUGUGUCGCGGUGGAAAAGUGAGCUCAAUCAAAAGUAGAAGGACUUAUUUUUAUGACUUUUUAUGUAAAAUAAAAUCUUAAAUGUGUACUCA